ACUGGGAUGCCAGGCUCUCUGCUAGAGCCCCCCACUUUCUCUCCAUACCAGUUACUGUUCAGAGAGAGAGGCUGGUGAGGAUAAGGAAGGUCAUUCACAUUCAUAGAAGCAACUCAUCAACAGACUCUGAUUGCUUUCCGUCUUUUACAAAGGAAAGAACAGCCCAACCAAAGAAGGACAAUGCUAUCCCACAGUGCCCUUCAAAAGGAGAGGAAAGAACAGGCCUCUGCCAUAUUCAAGGAAAUGCAAGGAACUGAGUUGGAGGAUCUUGAUUUUGGGAAGAAGAUCAGUGUCCCCAGAGACAUCAUGUUAGAAGAACUGUCUCUACUAAACAACCGGGGAGCAAGGCUCUUCAAGAUGCGACAACGGAGGUCCGACAAGUACACAUAUGAAAACUUUCCAUAUUCAAUGAAGCCACAGACCAUUCAAAACCAAAUAAAUCAAAAUCAGAAGACAGAAGAAAACGCUGUGGAUGCUUCCCAGCAAAUCUCUCCACAAACACCUCCUAAUACACCAGAUCCUCGUAGCCCACCCAACCCUGAAAACAUUGCUCCAGGGUACACAGGUCCACUUAAGGAAAUUCCACCUGAAAAGUUCAAUGAAACCGCUGUUCCCAAGUACUAUAUGUCUCCUUGGCAAGAAGCCAUUGGCAACGAACCAGACCUUCUAGAGGCUUUGUACCCUAAAAUGCCAGAGCCUGGGCAGACAGCAGAGAUCCCUGACUACAGGAGCUUCAACAGAGCUGCCACACCGUUUGGAGGAUUUGAAAAUGCAUCGAGGUUGAAUACAUUUAAGAUUCCAGAGUUUGAUCUACAGUUUAUGAAUGACUCCACUUUUAACAUCCAGUCCAACCCCCUAACUUCAAGGAAAUCUUUUAACAGAACAGCCCAAGGAUGGACAUGCGAUAAUGUUCCGAUUAUACUGUGUUCUGACUUAAUUGACCCUGAUGUUCCUGAGACUGAUGAUCUGUAACAUGUAGGCAUUUCCUCAGAGGAAGUUUUUAUUAUGUACCACUCAAUCUAUGUCAAUGUUAUGUACUUGACUCUCCAACAUGUCCUCAAGGGCUACCAAUGGUCCAGUUUUAAUGAUAUCUUCGUUGAAAUGCAAAUGAGAAAUCUCUAAACCCAGGACCAUUGAUGCUGGUAUAAAAACCAAUAAAUCAGACUGUUAAACAUA
This is a messenger RNA of Spea bombifrons (plains spadefoot toad), 1176 nucleotides long. RefSeq names its product myozenin 2 (gene MYOZ2). Gene Ontology annotation, cellular component: Z disc; actin cytoskeleton. The coding region runs from base 181 to 972 and encodes 263 amino acids. Gene Ontology annotation, molecular function: telethonin binding; FATZ binding; actin binding. The transcript has 6 exons. The record is from RefSeq and is a predicted model, not a curated record. Lineage: Eukaryota; Metazoa; Chordata; Amphibia; Anura; Pelobatidae.